ACUGAACCCCGCGAACAUCGGCCACUCGCCGCCUCCGCUAAACCGUGCGAACGAGAGACACAAUAUAAAAGUGGCCUUCUUCCCCGUUCUCCUCAGUCAGUGAGGCCACAGCUUCCCGAUAGGUGUCUAAAGCUAUCUGUCUACUAUGAUCUCUAGUGAGAUGUCCGCCAUCGACGACACUUCCGCUCCCCCACGGGUCAUCUCUCCUCUCGAAUUCGAGAUCGCGUGCUUCCUAGCCGCCCUGCCUGCAAUGCUCUCAACUCCGGACUCCUUGCCAGCCAGCCCCAACUUCGAAGUCAACAAGAUAGAUGAGCCCAUCGCGGUCACUCGGGCCACCGACGGAGACGCCAUCAACGACGGUGGCGUGGCCAGUCUCAUCGAGGCACAGGAUAACAAGACCAAAGUCAGUCGCUCCAAAGCGUCUUCGGAGACCCCUGCUCCGUCCACCGCUGCCGACAACAAUGGGUGCUCAGAUGAAAACAAGGAAGAGAAUGCCCCAGCCCCUUUGAUAUUGGCCCAUAGCAUCGACGCCGAGACCAGUGGUCCGAAACCUACGCUAGCUCCGCUAAGUAGCAACAUCCUACAUAGACUACGUCCUCGGAAACGUCUCGAGAUUUCGGCUUCCCCAAAGCCCGUCAAGGCUCGUACUGGUUCUCAAGCUAAGGCGAAGAUGGAUUAUGGCAAGGUCCCGCGUAGGAUGCAAGCUAGCCCGUCACAGGUACACAUUAUGAUGAGGGUCUAUAAGGAAGUCACUCCGCACCCGGACCAAGUGUGGGCAAAAUUGAUCGCCAAUGCAACGCGGUAUCCUGCAGAGAAGGUUUUAAAGUGGUUUUCCGACAAGCGAGAAGUCGAUUCCAGCGAAAAUGGCAAAUUUCUCUCCCUGCUUUCGCCUGCUCAUCUGCAGGCGGUCGUUAUUGACGGCAGGGAAAUUAAGGUGUAUGCUCGGAGGGCCAUAGAAGGGCCAUGGACAGCCACUAAGUUCCAGAAGAUCCUCGAUGACAUUAUCGAACGUCAGCGGCAGACGUACGAGCAGCAGAAGGCGCGGGAGUUGAACGAUGGAUAACGGUUCUCCGCAAC
Molecule: messenger RNA, 1077 nt
Organism: Laetiporus sulphureus 93-53
Lineage: Eukaryota; Fungi; Basidiomycota; Agaricomycetes; Polyporales; Laetiporaceae
Exons: 2
Coding region: 146-1063 (305 amino acids)
Source: RefSeq, a predicted model, not a curated record